AUGCUUUCACCGGAUAUUACGUCGGGUGUAGCGCAUGCCGUGCUGCAGUGGUUCACAAGCAGUGUGCAGUGUCAAAAUAGAAUACCUUCUUCGCAGUGGACGGUAUUGUCAGCGGCUACGGGCAACAAAUGCCUCGGACGACGCGAUUUAAACGCUGAUGGCCUCGCUGUCAAUGACUGUCACGCCGAGGUGCUAGCUAGACGGGCAUUCAUGCGUUAUUUGUAUGCAGAGGCACUUUUGUGGCAGGAAGAUGGACAAGAGUCAAAUUUGAAGUCGAUAUUUAUGCGGCACCCAACGUUGCAUCGAUUGGUGCUCAAACCACAAAACUCACUGCAUCUUUUCAUCAGUGAAUCGCCUUGUGGAGAUGCCGCUAUCUACGAAUUGAAGCAAGAUGUUGUCGAUAGAUUGGUACAGUAUCGACAAUCUAAAGAGAUAGGACAGUAUGAGAAGAGACAGCGUACCGAAUUUCGUUUGACGGGUGCCAAGGUGCAAAACAAGAGAUUGAGGGAAGCUGAUUCACUUGUUUACCAAGACACGCCAUCAGACAAUAAAUUUUCGCAAGUUGUUGGAGUUGCGCGUGUAAAAUCUGGUCGAUCCGAUUUACCGCUGGAUAAACAGACGCUAUCCAUGAGCUGCUCUGACAAAAUAGCAAGGUGGAACGCACUAGGUUUACAGGGAUCUCUAUUGUUGCAAUGGUUUGAUCCAGUCUAUCUGAGGUCGAUAGUUGUUAUGGAGGAUUUCUGGGCGAUAUCAGUCGAAAAGCAGGAACAAGCUCUGCGACGAGCUGUGUGUGUACGGUUAAAAGAACGCAAUGCACUAGUAGAAGGAGCGCUGGUAUCAUGUGAGACGUCGAUUGUAUCUGGAUUUCCUCAGUUCAGUCGUCGACGGACUUCUUAUCGGACGCCAUCAAGUUUGGCGGUAAAUUGGACUACCCGGGAAUCUUGGACACGCGUAGAUCGGUGGAGUUUAGGAGCAGGAGCAACGGAAGCAUUCGAGUUUAUCGUUAGAUUUUUCAGCAGAUUUGACCUUGAGUUCCUUAUUGCAGCUACCGGAUUCAAGCAGGGCGCUCAAAAGGCGUCCGACAUGGAUCAAGCAGCAUUGGAGAAAGUGGCAUCGCGUCUGGCGAAAAAGAACAUGUUACGUGCAUUUGAUUACCUUCUCGGACAUCACUCGGACUGCACAAUUCGUCUCAACUACCUUCAACUUAAGCAAUUGGAUGAAAUGAUAGCAAUUUCCACGAGUCCUCGUACUACAAAUGCUCUAAUCGGUUGCAAAAUUUGUCGCCACCAAUUCUUCCACGGAUUCAGUGACUGGAUUGGAACCCCGUCUUCAUUUAAGCAAUUCAAACUGUAA
Molecule: messenger RNA, 1353 nt
Organism: Plasmopara halstedii
Lineage: Eukaryota; Oomycota; Peronosporomycetes; Peronosporales; Peronosporaceae
Product: tRNA-specific adenosine deaminase 1
Exons: 2
Coding region: 1-1353 (450 amino acids)
Biological process (GO): RNA processing
Molecular function (GO): RNA binding; adenosine deaminase activity
Source: RefSeq, a predicted model, not a curated record